Molecule: messenger RNA, 489 nt
Organism: Acanthosepion pharaonis
Lineage: Eukaryota; Metazoa; Mollusca; Cephalopoda; Sepiida; Sepiidae
Source: the annotation of a GenBank genome assembly
AUGCCACUCUUUGUCACUUUUCUUUUUGUGUCACUCUUUCUCGCCUUCUCUUAUGUCACCUUUUUAUGUAAUUUUUUUUCUCGCCUGCAAUGUUCACGUCACUCUUUCACACUUUUUAUGUCCCUCUUUCUCACCUUCUCUUUUUAUGUCACUCUUUCUUGCCUUCUCUUCAUCAUGUUACUUUUUCUCGCCUUCUCUUUUUCAUAUGAUUCUUUCUCGCCUUAUCUGUAUUAUAUCAUUCUUUCUCACCUUCUAAUUAUAUGUCACUCUUUCUCGCCAUCUCCUUUUACGUCAUUCUUUCUCGCCUUCUCUUUAUGUCACUCUCUCUCUCUCACCUUCUCUUUUUAUGUCAUGUUUUAUCACCUUCUCAUUAUUUUUUACUCGUUCUCGCCUUCUCUUUUUAUGUCACUCUUUCUUUCUUUUCUCUUUCUUAUAUUCCAUUCUCCGCCUUCUCAGUUUUUAAUAUCACCAUUUCUCCAUCAUUUCUAA